Molecule: messenger RNA, 5790 nt
Organism: Nothobranchius furzeri (turquoise killifish)
Lineage: Eukaryota; Metazoa; Chordata; Actinopteri; Cyprinodontiformes; Nothobranchiidae
Gene: asrgl1
Product: asparaginase and isoaspartyl peptidase 1
Cellular component (GO): cytoplasm
Molecular function (GO): asparaginase activity; beta-aspartyl-peptidase activity
Source: RefSeq, a predicted model, not a curated record
CAAUCAGAGGCGAGAAAGGCGGGUCCGGACUGAAGAGGAUGUAUCCGUCCAUCUCUUGCUACAGUCUCAGGUCCGUGUUUUCCAGGCGAGGCGCUGCUCAUCUCGAACAAGGCCAUUGCACACUUGUGUACUACGCACUGGAAGCCUAAGCGCACCUUAUCCUAGUGCACUUUGCUGAAGACCGCAGUGCGAGUAAUGACAUUGGGCCUUUGAACACCGCUGAAGGAGCCAUUACAUUACUCGGUGUUUCUUGGACAUGUUGCCAGUCGUGGUGGUUCAUGGAGGGGCAGGCCAUGUUCCAAAGGAGCGAUCAGAAAAGGCCACCAUGGGGGUUUCCUCAGCAGCCCGGUCAGGAUAUCUGGUCCUCCAGGGAGGGGGCAGCAGUAUGGAUGCUGUGGUGGCGGCGGUGAGCCAGCUGGAGAACAACCCUCUCUUUAAUGCAGGGUGCGGCUCGGUGCUGAACGUUAAAGGAGAGGUGGAGAUGGAUGCCCUGGUGAUGGACGGAAAAACACUGUGCAACGGUGCCGUGUCUGCAGUACGGAACAUAGCUAACCCUGUUGAGCUGGCAAGAAUGGUCAUGGACAAGACCAGCCAUGCAUGUCUAACUGCAGAAGGAGCCAGUAUGUUUGCCAGGUCCAUGGGAGUCCCAGAGGUUCCUCAUGAGUCCCUCGUCACAGAGUACUCUCGCAUGCGCUGGAGAAAGAACCUGGAACCUGGUGCUGACCCUGUGGCGUGCCAAAUGGGGAAGAUGGGCACAGUAGGAGCCGUGGCGGUCGACGUGGAGGGUAACGUCGCGUGUGCAACUUCCACUGGAGGAAUGAUGAACAAGAUGGAGGGUCGGGUAGGCGACACCCCUUGCAUAGGCAGCGGAGGUUACGCCGACAAUCAUUCUGGAGCUGUGUCCACUACGGGCCACGGGGAAACCAUCAUGAAGGUCACCCUCGCCCGACUCAUCCUGUUCUAUAUGGAGCAAGGUCACUCUGUGGAAGCCGCCAGUGACAUGGGCCUGGCCUACAUGAAGUCCAGAGUGGAUGGGCUUGGAGGGGUUGUGACAGUGGACCCUCAGGGCAACUGGGCCGCUCGCUUCUCCAGCCUGCAGAUGGCAUGGGCAGCAGCCCAGAAGGACAUGCUGCACUAUGGUCUGUACGUAGGAGAACACUGGAGCCAGAACAUCCAGGAGCCUCACUCGCCUCACCACGCUGACAUCUGAACCAAAGAUCUUCAUCAGCGUUGUUGAUCCCAUUACGAUUGAUCUGAUUCAGAACUUAAUGAUUUACAGAUUCUGAGUUCAGUCUGGAGACAGCGUUGCUCAGAUCAGUGUGUGUAGCAAUUAUCCUCAGGAAAUUACAGCCUCAUACUUCGACCAUUUUACUAAUCCUCCUGUUCCUUAAACAUUCCUUUUUUGCAAUUGGAAGCAGAGAUGUUUAAGAUAAUAUUAAUAUUAUUGUUAAUUUCUAUGUGUUCAUUUGAUUGUUGAAAAGUGAACGUGUGGUAAUCUUAAGUAAAGGCUGGACAAUAAUUAUAUAUGUAAUGUACCAAAAGCACAUGUACAGUGGGGCAAAAAAGUAUUUAGUCAGCCACCGAUUGUGCAAGUUCUCCCACUUAAAAUGAUGACAGAGGUCAGUAAUUUUCAUCAUAGGUACACUUCAACUGUGAGAGACAGAAUGUGAAAAAAAAUCCAUGAAUUCACAUGGCAGGAUUUUUAAAGAAUUUAUUUGUAAAUCAGGGUGGAAAAUAAGUAUUUGGUCAGUUGAAUUUGUUCUAAUAUUUGAGAUUUCUACGAUUUGCUUUAUUAAGCCUGAUAUUUAAUCAGUGUGGUUUUGGCCGUGGGCAGGACACUGUCUCAGUGGGGUAGUGGGUGGGUAACAGUACAGAAGCUGCAGAGGGGUGUGUUAAACUACAACUCUGCUUCCUGGCCUACCAUCAGAAGUCCAACUCCACCAGCCAUCUCUCUGGACUGAUUUCGUCAACUGCCUGAGUCGCACGGGGACCUUCACGAGAGUUUGUCGUUAAACCAUACAGUCAGACUGAUUUUACAACCCAGACAUCACAAUUUUCUAAGACACUUAAUAGGUUUUGCUACAUAACAUCUAAGCUUACAUUCCAUCAUUUCAUUCCUUUUCUCAGUUACGGUAUCUUGUUUCAACCAUCAGUCAUAAUUCGUUCUGUGUCAUUAGUAACAGAAACUAAGUAUUAAAAUCAUAAUGAUCAUAAAACAGAAAUAGAUUAACAUCAGAAAAAGUAUACAAUAUAAAACAAAUGAAAGAUGAUUACAAAUUUGAGUAAGAAAACAAAAGAUUUAGGUAAAAACAGCUUUCAAUAAAAGGGUCUUUAGCUGCUUUUAAAAAUGUCCAGACUGUCAAUGCUACAUAAGGAUAAAGGAAGAUCAUUCCAGAGUCAGGGUGCAACAGUCUGGAAGGAGCGAUCACCUCGACUUUCAUAUCUGGUCUUUGGAACUUCUAGAAGGUUCUGGUGUGUGGACCUGAGGGCCCGGAUUGGAGCAUAAGGCUUUUUUUCAGGAUAGGUCCAACAACUGUACUGUUGAAAACAGAUGGUACAGAUUGAGAUUGUAGAGAUAUAUUAAAAUCUACAAUGCCUGGGCCAAUUUGGUCAAACAUCCUGAUAAACAAGGUCGUAGGAAUAUUAUCAACAGAGCAUGAGGUUGGUUUCAUGAGUUUCUGAAUGAAGCAACUGUCCAGGAAAUUUCCAGGAGAAAAGAAGGACCAUGAUUGGGAGGAAGGUGGUUGGAUGAGGAGGAAGAAGGAGAUGGGGGCGAAAAACUUGCCCUGAUAUUUCUGAUUUUAUUCUCAAAGAAUGCUAGAAAGUUGUUACAGUCAGACCUUGAGUAAACUGGCAUAAGAGGGGCGUGUGAUGAAAGAAUCCGGUUUAUGGUGUCAAACAGGACUUUAGAGUUUUUUUUUUUUUACCAUGUCCUGUCUGGCUGUGAAGCAAACAGAAUUGAUGUCUGAAUGCUGGUAACAAGCCUUACAGAUUUACUCUCAGGUGGAGCAUCAAAGCGUCUGCUUUUAAUGUCACGCCUGAUACUUAAAACUUUAUUGUUGUUUUUUAAUGCUUUGCAAUUCCGACAAGACACGGAGUCAGAGGUGAAAGAGAAAGGAAAAGACAAAAGGUGGGGAGAGGGGGGGGGGUUUCCACAAAAAUAAACAAUAAUUAACAAGAGUCUGCUUCUAGACCUGCAGGAAGAGAAAAAAAUGGGACACACAACAAUACAUCAGGAGCAAGCUAUCACUGCGUCAGCCUGAUGAUGAAAUAUAAAAUCAACAUUGUUUAACUGAGCAAUCACACGAUAAUAAAUCAUAGUGCAUUUAGUGGCAACGACAUCCUUAAGACCUGUGUUGAACGUCCCCAAGUCCAUACUUUUGAGAGCACCAUAUGAGCACCUGUGUGUGUACACGCGCUUGUUUGUGUAAGGUUUCUCUAUAGGAGCGUCCAAUAGAGAGUGUGAGGAGCGUCCAAUAGAGAGUGUGAGGGACCACAGAUCUGCCCCCCAAAGGUGCGUAGGAGACGGGGGGGAGCUCCAAGUCCCAGAGAUUCAGGCGCUGCCCCAGAACACAGGAACCCCAAGGAGACUGCAACCAGAAAGGCCACCGCCCAGCUGAUGCCACCGCACCACCCCACUUGCAACCACAGCCCUCGGUGUCUUAAGUGCAGUUUAAAAUUGGAAGUGGGCACCAGCACUCGGGAGGAGGCUGAGAAAUCCCCGUGCCAAAUGCCAUUGAAUGUGCUCACUCCCAAGGCCCUAAGUGUGUAUUUGCGUGGAAUGUCUUCGGUGGAAGUGUAUAAGGUGCAAAUAAAAUUGGGGGGCAGGUUGCCACAGGAAUGCGGAAAUGGAGUCCAUACCCGCACUCCCUGACUUGUGCACCCCCCCAAGGUCCUAUGUGUAUGUUUGUGUGAUGAUGUGAGGGAGCAGGAGGAGGAAAAUAUGCGGGGAUGGGGAGGAGUGGCUGGUUGGGCUUAGCCCUCCAGGGAGCCAGUUCCCCCACUGGCCCCAACCAAUAACUUUAGAGUUAUUUUUGUUUACGGCAAUCAUUUAAGCAAAGUAAGUGGCCCUGGAAGUUUUCACCGUCUCCUUUAAAGAUGUCAUCAGUUCUUUAAAGUGCAGCCUGUGACUUUUUAAUUUAGUGAACUCCCAAUGGCUUUCGGCUCUGUGGCAUGUCCUGAGACUUUAAAUGUUUUGAUUAAUCCUAGGACUUUUCCUCUGCUAAACAAGAGCCACUUGAUCUAAGAUACUGCAGAAUUGCUUUGUCAAACAUUGGAUUGGAGUUGUGGCAGAUGGCUGCUUAUACUGAGCCAGGAUCAUCUGGAGGUUUCUUCCUGUUAAAAGGGAGUUUUCCUCUCCACUGUCACUAAAUGGUUGCUUAGUAUGAGGAUUGCUGACACCAGUCAGUGACUUGAUGCAAUUUGCUGGGUUCCUUAUACAGGAAACUUUUUUUCUGAUUGACUUAAUGAACUGACCUGUAUUGGAAUGUUUAUUAUGUGAAAUGCCUUGAGAUUACUCUUGUCCUUAUUUGGCGCUAUAUAAAUAAACUUGAAUUGAAUUUGAAUUGAAUUGGAUAAACAAGGUUGAAUGAUCACCCUGAACUUAUCUGCUGACAAGAAACCCAUCCACUUCUGACUGAUUAAUGAUAUGUCUCUUUGAAUUUAGUGUAGUGGGAUGAGUCACCUGCCACCAAGUAAUUGGACGACCUAUCAUUGAGGGAAGGCGCUCAUAUAAAUAGGGCCUGAGGUGGCGCUACAGCGAUCUUUUACUUUGGCUUAACUUCCGCUUCCUGUGUGAAAAGCCGUUGUGUACGGGACUCCGUCGUGUCGGACUGUGAGUACUAUUUAAAAACGCUGCAGUAGCUGCAUGGAGUCUGGUGUUUAUUGGUUGCUCCUGCCACAGGAAUUGUUGUAUGUGGUCCUCCCAGAGUAACGGAAGGCUUCUUUUAUCCUAUGUGCUUCAAAGAAGUGGUAUGUACAUCUGCGCUCCUCUCCACUUAGCUGUGGCUUUAGGAUAAUACUAAUUAAUGUGUCUUCCAGAUCCAGGAAGGGGUGUGUCUCCACAGGAGACUCUGUUGUUCUGCUGUUCUGCUGCUUUUCUGCACACUUUCAUGAGAUCUCUGUUUACCGGUUGUUGACCCGGUGCUGGACCAUCAUCCGGUUCCAAGGCCUCUCCACCCCGCUGCUCGGACUGGUUGACGGGAUCAGCGGAGACCAUCGGGAGCAGCUUUUGUCACUCGCUCCUCUGUACUAAAUACCAGCGGAGGGCGUACACCCGCUGUGGGUUUGGAUAUUUCAACGAGGGGCUGCGGGCCCUACCGGCAGUUGUCGUCUGCCCGGGAGCUCAUAAGGACGGCUGAGGCGCAGGCUAAUAGACUCGUGUGCAGGCGAGCCGUAUGCUCGCUCAUUCCCUGACGGCCUGCCUGCUCAGUCGUGGCUGUGUUUUAGUGUGUGUGUGUGUGUGUGGAUUGGAUUUUUACUGUGCUUUCUGUUUUCUUUUCAUUUAGGCUGUGAGCUGACAGUGGUGGUCGAGCCCUGGUGGUGGUUCCCUCUGAUGGUGUGCGUGUGCUCCAGAGUCACUUCACCCCCCCGAAUGCAUGCACGUGUGAUUGGGGUGAAAUUACUUGUGGUUGGUAUUUAGUUCCGGGCUCUCUUAGGCAGCCCCAUUAGUCAGCCUCAGCCUAAGUUGAUUUGGUUAAUCUGUGUUUAUCUGCAGGUGCAUGGUGUGUUUUAGAUUAUUUUAAACUCAUUUUAUUCUUUGAAUAAAAUCUCUGUUUGUGUGGAAUGGAA